Magnolia sinica is the source of this 2257-nucleotide messenger RNA. Its product is annotated as E3 ubiquitin-protein ligase XBAT33-like. Gene Ontology annotation, molecular function: protein binding. The record is from RefSeq and is a predicted model, not a curated record. The transcript is spliced from 11 exons. Lineage: Eukaryota; Viridiplantae; Streptophyta; Magnoliopsida; Magnoliales; Magnoliaceae. Bases 384 to 1916 code for a protein of 510 amino acids.
GGCCCCACUACAAUAAAAUCGUCGAAGAGAAAUUGCAGGAGCAAGAAGAAGGGCUUGCGUAGAGGCAAAGGGAAAGUCGUUCUCUGCUCUUUUUUACCUUCUCUUCUCAGCAACAGAGACGAGCGAGGAAACAGAAACAUUCAUACAAACACCAUUCAUGCGUGUAUAUACAGUAACCGUCGCUUCCAUCUACCAGAUGGGAAUGUGAUAUAUGCAUCACAUGACACGUCAUCACGCCAACCUCAAACUGAAGAAGAAUCCAACUUCGUUACUCUCACUUGCAAUCUUUCUCGAAGAUCUUUUCAUUCAAGGGCUGAGAUCUUCUCUUCCUGUAUGUGAUUGAAGAGGUGUAGGCUUUGAUUUUGAGAUCUUUUCUUUUGGAGAUGGGGAAUUCGUUCGGAUGCUCGGCGUCAGGGGAGCGUCUGGUUUCAGCGGCGAGGGAUGGAGAUUUGGUCGAAGCUCGGAUGCUUCUAGAAUUCAAUCCUUGCCUCGCACGCUACUCGACCUUCGGCGGCCUCAAUUCCCCUCUCCAUUUUGCCGCCGCCAAAGGUCACAAUGAGAUUGUGUCGCUAUUGCUUGAGAACGGCGCUGAUGUAAAUUCAAGGAAUUACUGUGGUCAGACUGCGUUGAUGCAUGCAUGCCGAUACGGGCACUGGGAAGUAGUGCAGACUCUUCUUCUAUUCAGAAGCAAUGUUACAAGAACAGACUAUCUUAGCGGUAGGACAGCUCUGCAUUUUGCAGCAGUGAAUGGGCAUGUAAGGUGUAUAAGGCUCGUAGUUGCCGACUUUGUCCCAAGUGCUCCCUUCGAAGUGCUUACUUCCGCAAAUAAUGGUGAUAAAGGCAAUGGUUCUUUGCACCAAAGAUAUGAUCAACUUGCUCUCUCCAAGUUUGUAAACAAGGCAGCGGAUGGCGGUAUAACUGCUCUUCAUAUGGCUGCAUUGAAUGGGCACUUUGAUUGUGUACAGUUGCUACUCGAUAUUCAUGCAAAUGUUUCAGCUGUGACCUUCCAUUAUGGCACAUCGAUGGAUUUGAUAGGAGCUGGAAGCACUCCUUUGCAUUACGCUGCAUGCGGAGGAAAUCUCAAGUGUUGCCAGAUUCUUCUUGCAAGAGGUGCAAGUCGGUUGACAUUAAAUUGCAAUGGGUGGCUGCCACUUGAUGUUGCUAGGAUAUGGGGACGCCAUUGGCUUGAACCAUGGCUGCAACCAAAUUCUCAUUCGACCUUGCCCACUUUUCCUCCAUCAAAAUUUCUGUCUUUGCCUCUUAUGAGCAUACUUAAUAUAGCAAGGGAAUGUGGGUUGCAAUCAUUGACGGCCUCCUCCGAUGAUAGUGAUAUUUGUGCUGUUUGCCUUGAGAGAGCUUGUAGUGUCGCUGCUGAAGGUUGUAGCCAUGAACUCUGCGCAAGAUGUGCACUUUAUAUUUGCUCGACCAGCAGCAUCACUACUGAGAUGGUGGGUCCACCUGGGUCAGUUCCAUGCCCCCUCUGUCGACAUGGUAUAAUUUCUUUUGCAAAAUUGCCUGGUUCCCCCGUGAAGGAGCUUGAGCUAAAUCUAGCCCUCGGAUGCACCCCAUGCAUGCUCCACGCCUGCGAUCCAGACCCUCCACCAACAUCUUGUCUAUCUGAGUUCCGCAAAAACCGCAUCGCUUCGGUCUCUCCCGACCUUUUCUGUCCCGUCUCUUGCAGCCCAUUCCCUUCUAUUGCAAUUCCCUCAUGCACCUGCAACGAUGAUCCGUGCCCAUCUCUUGAACCCCCAGAUGGAGAAACACAAGACCAAUCUCCUCGGCGCUCGCAGGGCGUGUUGGGGGAUCGUGAUAAAACGGGAGGUCCAAGAAUUGAGAAGACAAGCUGCUCGAGUAUCUUUUGGAACAGAAGAAGCUGCCACAGAGAGCAUCAGUGCAAUUCAGAAAUAAACACUUGAUUCUCUCGUGCCUGUGAACAAUCAUAUUCGACUAGGGAGAAUUUUGAUGGGAAUCAAAUGGUGGGUUUUAUGCUUAGUUUCUUUGUUGGCUGUCUAGUUCUUGAUAUGAUUGGUUUGUUGGUUGUUUUUGGCUGCCACCUUAGUCAGCCAUUUCCAAGUUGCUGGGUCCCAGACAUUUCAGAUAUGGAAUCCAGGCAGGUUUGAACAUAGAAGCCUUCGCCGCCUUUAGAUUAUUGUAAGGGUUUUGGAGAAGGGUUUGUGAGAUUUUGUAUGCUGAAGUAUAUAUAGACUACUUGUAAUUGAAUGCUCUUAUUGAAAAAAGCAACAGGUUUAGUUUUACU